Coniosporium apollinis CBS 100218 is the source of this 1512-nucleotide messenger RNA. RefSeq lists its product as uncharacterized. The record is from RefSeq and is a predicted model, not a curated record. The transcript is spliced from 4 exons. NCBI's taxonomy places the organism in Eukaryota, Fungi, Ascomycota, Dothideomycetes. Bases 1 to 1512 code for a protein of 503 amino acids.
AUGACACAACCAAACAUCCACUGGGUGUACUACCCCGUUCCAGGGCCUUUCGGAUCCGGAUAUCCAGGGAUUCCGCCUCCGCCAGUGCCUGUGCCAGUCAACAGCCCUCACUCGCCUAGUCCACAACCACCUCCUGCGCCAGCGCCUACGCAGCCAACGUACGAUGACGAACCGUACGAAAUCAUUCAUAUAAAGCGGCGGUACAGCACGCCGCCUACAGCUCAUCACCACGAACCACCUCCUCCACCUUCACCCCCACCGCCUGCACCGCCUGCACCGCCUGCACCUGCACCUCGAGCACACUCUCCACCAAGGCCUCGGCGUCGCACCAGCAUCGUGUUUCAUGACUCAAGCACGGAGGACGACCGACGCGCUACUCCAGCUCCUCGACGCCCUGAGAUACACUACCGACAUGUCUCCGCGCCUGAACAAAAACGAGAUGACAGGCACGGACAUGAUGUGCAUCGUGGAGUCGAGUACCGCGACGUGUCACACCAUGGUCCCUCGCGAUAUGAACAUUACGUGGCGGUGGAUGACUAUGACGGCUAUCACCAUCCGUCGCCGCCACCGCCCCAGAGACGUCCACCUCCUGCCCAACCUCCCCCAGCUCGUCACCCCCAUCAUGACCACUCUCCACCGCCUCCUAGAAGACUUGCUACCAGAGAAGCAAUGAUCCCUGGCCCACCGCCUCGACCACCGCCAGCGCGGCACCACUAUCACGAACCUGAACUGUCUCGUGGUCGUAACCGCUCUCCACUUCGAAGCGCCAUGAGAGCUCCUAGCCGGCCCCGACCUGGCAGACAUUCUGCGGGCUUCGACCGCCCAGCUCGCAGCACGGAUAGCCUGGCAGUCAACUUCAAUGAAGCGAGGGUCUCGUUCGCGCCUGAACCGCGGUCGUCGCGACGCCAUGAUUCUUUCAGUGACAGCGACAUCGAGAUCGAACAGGUUAGGACUCGGCGGAGAUAUCGACCAGGCUAUGAUGGCCAUGACAGCAUAGAGCACGAGGCACCGCCUGAUGACUUCUCCAACUUUGACGACCAUCGUGGCUAUCACUACGAAUACCAUCGCGUGGUUGCACGAGACGCCGAACCAUUGCCAGCACCAACCCCACCCCCUACUACCAAGAAGCAAGACAACCACCAGCCUAGCGGUCCAAAGCAUCCAGCUCCAGCUUCAGCGCCAACUUCAGCGCCAACAUCGACACCGGCACUAGCCCCAGCGAAGCCAGAACCAUGCAGCCACUGCAACCCACCCAAGGAAGCUGCUUCAAAGCCCGAUAGCACCAAAGUAGCUCCAGCGCCUAAAGAAAAGGCUCCGGAACAGCACUGGGAGGAGGACUGGGAUUCGGAUACUGCUACCCAUGACAGCCGUGAACCGUUCACGCAUGUGGAUGUCAGGGAGGUAAGACGUUCGGACGGAAGAUGUAUCGAGAUUGAGGAGACUACGCACUUGCCUGAGGAACAUCAUCGAGACGGGGGCAGGAGCGUGAGGAUGUCUUGGAGGGAUGUUUGA